Molecule: messenger RNA, 858 nt
Organism: Microdochium trichocladiopsis
Lineage: Eukaryota; Fungi; Ascomycota; Sordariomycetes; Xylariales; Microdochiaceae
Exons: 2
Coding region: 278-826 (182 amino acids)
Source: RefSeq, a predicted model, not a curated record
GGCGGAUGCUUGAUGUCAGGGCACUCGCACAGAGUCUCACAUGCCCACACGAAACGGGGAGGGCCUCCUCGAGAACACACACGAGACGGGGCCAGCACAGUCAUCACCACAGCUGGAAGAGAAAAGAGAGGCAGCCCAGCGGCGGACGGAGUCGAGAACAACAUCGUGUUCACCAUGCUUGCGCCCGUCUACACCACCCGUAAAGGGAAACCACAUGCUAGACCCAGAUGCUAGCCAGAUUGCCAUCGCCGGGAGCGACUGAGCCAGUUUACGACGGAUGGGCAAAUGUAUUCCCCACCUCGACGCGAGUGGGCCGGAUUUGAAGUGGAUGACCAACCAGCCAGACAACCAGGCGUGUGAGGCUGCACAGGCACAGACAGAUGACAUCGUCAGCUACUCCAGACCACGACGAGCCCACGAGCUUAUCAAGCAUCGCGAUCUUGAGCUGUGCCAGCCCGCGAUACGCCUGUGGCGCCAAUCCUCGUCCCUCCAGCAGCCAUCAUGGCUGGGGAAGCCGCCCUUCAUUUGCGCAACCCAAGGCGCGCAGCGUCUAAUUAAUGCUAAGGCGCUUCCCCUCUCGCCUCCGCCACGUUUCGUAAUUAGCAUCACGGACAGGAGGACUCCAUGCAAAGGGCUACCUGUAGUCUCACAUUCCCAUGAUCAGCUGAAGCGGCUCAUGGGCCCUGUCCUGCAACCCAGAACGCCAGCAGACGUCGUCUUGUCUGCUGUCGCUGUCUCGACUCGCAUUCUGAAAUGCUGCUCGCCUUGCCAGUCUCACCCGCUUUGCGACUCUAAGUCAGAGACAGCAAACUCUAUCAGGCCCUAGGCGAGGCGGUUGAGGCUCACCAAGCCUUGGCC